This is a messenger RNA of Varanus komodoensis (Komodo dragon), 4714 nucleotides long. RefSeq names its product pleckstrin homology domain containing M3 (gene PLEKHM3). NCBI's taxonomy places the organism in Eukaryota, Metazoa, Chordata, Lepidosauria, Squamata, Varanidae. Bases 466 to 2730 code for a protein of 754 amino acids. The transcript has 8 exons. The record is from RefSeq and is a predicted model, not a curated record.
GAAUUUCUGAUGAGAACCGGGGCAGAUUGUAAACAGAGGAGCUGGAGAGGGCUGAGUGAUGCUACUGGGGGGCAUUGCCGGUCAUUGCGGAGGUACCGCGGGAAGGGCCCCCCCCGUGGGAGAAGAAGCGUCGAGCACGUCGCGUGUGUGGGGCUCCAGUGAGGCAGGAAAAUCCAGAUUCUGCAGAGGAUUUCUGCUGAACAGUUAACAACUUUCCUUCCAAGCUUACAUUUAGAAAGGGAAACAGGAGGACAAGGUAUCCCUCACUGGCACUUUAACAAAUGGAAGUCAACCAUAACUCCUGAAGUCAAAUAAUGGGAUAGCUCUGUUCAUAUUAAUCCUGUCACCUCCAGGUUCAGGCAGCACUAAAAUCUUUCCAGAGGAGGCUUCCUCCCAUGUUUGGGCAUUUAUGUUGUGCUUUGACGCAGUACACCCAAAAUUUCAGUUGUUCUGAACACAAAUAAAAUGGAGGCCUUAGAAGUUGAUGACAUCAGCCCUGCCUUGGAAGUGACUGAAGAUUUCUUCAGUACGUUGGAUGCCAAGCUAGAAAAUGUGCAGCCACCAGAAGUUUAUGGAAUUCAGGAAGUUCCUGAACUGGUUGGGCAUGAAGUGUUUAAUAAGAUUGCAGCCUGUGAUGACUUGAGGAACUUAACAUCUCUGGGAAAGAAUAACCUUGCCUGGGAACACUGCAAAAAUGGGCUUUUGGAAACCAAAGCACAUAAUGCAUUUUCUACCAAAGAAACAUUUGGAGUACAAAGAGGGAUGGUUCCAGACAACCUGUCCUGGGUGGAACAGAAGGAAGUCUCAACUUUCAACAUAUUUAACAUCUGCCAGAGGCGGCGGAAUCGGCCCCGCUCUGUGAAUGAUAUCAUAGUGCAAAACGAGGAAGCUGCCACUUUCAAGCCUGGACAUAACCGGUCCCGAUCAGAUAUCAGCCGCAUAGACUGGGGUGUCAUCCUGAGUGGUGCCCCUCCUCAGCAGCUUUCCAGUCAGGGCAACCAAUGCCCAAAGCUUUCAUUCAUCCCAACUGGAUUCAAAAAGGGAGAGGACAUUCAAGGGAACACUGAACAGAAGCCAACAUUCUCAAACAUCCGGAAGAAGGGGUACUUAGAAAUUAAGAACAACAGAGACAGCUACUGGCAGGCGUGUUAUGCAGAACUCUUUCCAUAUGAACUGUAUCUGUACUGGCUCGACAGCAGUGGUAAUCAGAACCUUCCUACAGUCUACCUACUUUUGCAUUUCCAAAGCAUCAAUGUGGAAGCCAGUGUGGUUGAUGCAGUUCUGUUCAGUAACUCACAUCUACAGCUUAAAGCAGAAUCCCCAUGGGAGACCUUGGACUGGGGGCAAAAGCUUUGGGAAGCCGUGCAUUCCUCAGUGCCAUCUUUCCUGAGGCCACAAGGAGACUUGGAGAGCUCACAGAAAUUAGACAAUGAUGAGAGGGGCAUCACCCAAAAUCAUGUUUUACAGAAGGAGCCUGCUGAUUUUUUCCGCUCAACAUCUCUGACUCCAAACAUCAAGGACUACCAAAACAUUCUCAAAUCAGGGACUCUUUACAGAUUGACCCUCCAAAAUAAUUGGAAGGCCUUCCAUUUUGUACUCAGCCAGUCUCUCCUCCUGGCAUUUCAGACUGGUGGGAUUGACGAAGACCCUCUGUGGAGCCACAAUAUUGACAUGUGUCUCUCUGUCCAGACUGAUAUUCUGGAUGAUUGUGACUCUUGCUUUCAGGUGAUCUUUCCUCAAGAUGUGCUUCGUCUGCGUGCAGAGACUCGUCAAAGAGCUCAAGAAUGGAUGGAGACCUUGAAGACAGCUGCCAAUGCUGCAAGCUUGGGUCAAAAUAUGCAAGUAACUCUCAGAAACAAAGUCCAAGGCCAGUCCUGUGGAAAAGAGCAGAGGAAGAUCAAGCGCCAGUCCGUAACCACUAGCUUCUUGAGCAUCUUAACCACUUUGUCCUUGGAAAGAGGACUGACUGCCCAGAGUUUCAAGUGUGCAGGUUGUCAGCGUUCCAUAGGCCUAUCCAAUGGCAAAGCAAAAGUGUGCAGCUACAGUGGAUGGUACUACUGCAACAUCUGUCACGUGGAUGACAGCUUUCUCAUUCCUGCACGACUUGUUCAUAACUGGGACACUUCAAAAUACAAGGUAUCAAAGCAAGCCAAAGAGUUCCUGGAAUAUGUUUAUGAAGAGCCCCUGAUUGACAUCCAGCAGGAAAAUCCAAUGUUGUACAGACACGUUGAGCCACUGGCAACUGUGGUCCGUCUGAGACAGCAGCUGAAAUCCCUCCGAGCCUAUUUAUUCAGCUGCAGAGCAGCAGUGGCUGAAGACCUGCGAAGGAGAAUUUUUCCCAGGGAGUAUCUUUUUCAGCAGAUCCAUCUGUAUUCCCUAGCAGAUCUCCAACAGGUUAUUGAAGGAAAGUUGGCUCCUUUUCUUGGGAAAGUAAUCAAAUUUGCCACCUCCCAUGUCUACAGCUGCAGCCUUUGUAGUCAAAAAGGAUUUGUCUGCGAGAUCUGUAAUAAUGGCGAGAUCCUGUACCCCUUUGAAGACAGUUCUACAAGCAGAUGUGAGAGCUGUGGUGCAGUCUUCCAUUCAGAAUGCAAGGUGAAGGCUGUACCAUGCCCCAGGUGCGUGCGGAGAGAGCUUCAGAUGAAGCAGAAGUCUUUCUGGAGAAGACUCAACAUGGACGAGAGCCUGGAAGAAGCCUGCAACAUGUUUGAACUGUCCUAUCAGAACACCUGACUUGCAGGGAAAAGCUGGCAACCUGCAGAACUCACUUUCCUACUGCAGAACAAAUGAUUGCAAGGAAAUUUUGUGCUGCCAGGCAUAAUCCUUUACUGCAAAAAGAUUGGCUGAUAGUCAUGUUUCAGUUUGUGAAUAGCUGGGGCAAUUCACAAAGAUUGAAGGCUAAACUAUUGUCAUGAAGUCUAAAUGAACCAGUUGAUCUGACGCCAAGUGUAGUUUACUUGAAAUAUUUCUGAUGUUUGCAUUUAUUGUCUGAAACAUCUUAUUUGUGUUUGUUUAUUGUUCAAUGUCUAGGUUUUUUUCCAGAAAUAGCAAGGUGGCACUGCUAUUUAAAAUUCACAGACAAGGUGCCUAUGAAUUUGUGGGGCUUUUCCUAGCUUAAAAAAUGGUUUAGUGAACAACAUUUACAAUACGUUCCACCCCCAUUCCUCCAAAACUAACUUGGUUCUAGAUCCACAUUGAAAUGACUAUAUAAAUGUAUAGCAAUCCUUGCACUUUAUAUCAGCAAAGUGCUUGAAUCUGUUUAACUCUUGCUUUGCUGUUCCUGACUCCUGAAGAAGCAACUCUUAUUUAGGGCAUUUGUGGCUUUACCCCUGCACAACAUUCCAAUUUCCUAAUGUCCACAAUUUAAAUUUCUGUUAUUUUCUCACAUGUUGCACACUAAAACACCCUCAUUGAUAUAGUUUAAUAUGAAAUAACACACAUUGUCUUGCUCUUACUUAGUGGUGGAAUAGGGCAUUUCCUUUUCUAAGAAGCCUCCUUCUGUCUUCAGACAUAAUGAUAAAAUGCUGAACUAUAUUCUGUUGAGAAUUUCACAGGGCUGGGAUCUGUCUUUCCACUCUCCUUCUGCGGCUUCUACUUGAUAUGUACAUACACAAAGACUCAGAGCAGCAGGCUGAGCAGAUUUAGAGAACAAAUGCUUCAGUGCAGUAAGGGACACACACAUCUGGAAUACUUAGAACCAAACCUUACGACUUCUUAAGCACUUUCCAGUUCUGAAUUAUGAAGCACAUGUUCAGUUCGCAGUACAUGGUGACUGCAGGUUACAUGUAGAUGUUCACUACAGUCUGUAGAUGCAAGCGUGCUUUCCCAUAGGUCUUAUCCUGAGUGUGGGAAUGGGCUUCCUCAUCCUCUGAGCCCAUUGUGCAUGGCUUUUACCCAUGUGCCACUAGUAACACCUAACACCUUCUUACCCUGUUCUUCUGUCUCUGGAACAGGACCAGCAAGUCCUGUUCAGUGUAUCUGAAAAGUAGUGUUGCAUUAAAAGGAGGAAGCUCAACUUCUUUUCUUGAUUCAGCACAAUCUUGAGCACUCAGAUUUGCAUGUCAUUCAUUCAUACUCUCACCAUCAGAUCAAUGAAAAUGUUCAGUCUUCAUGUAUAUUGGGCCUCUCAAAAGGCAGGGAACCUUCUGUCUUUAAAGAACUUUUGGGUUAAGGGUGCUGUCUAUGCACAAGGAAACAGAUUUCUCACUUGCUGGGAACUAUAAGUGAACUGUGUGGAAUUUCAUGAGCCUGUGCAUUCUGCUUGUUUUCCCUUUUUACCAGAUGUAAUGAUAAAUUAUAGCUUGUCAUUAUGGGAAUAAGGCUAAAUGAACCUUGCUCUCACAUCCAUUCCCUUCUCCUGCAACUGGAACAGAGGUUGCUAUUAGAAACUUUAACUUCCAUUUUGGGUCACUACAAUGUAGUGUUUUGUCAAAACCCAUACAAAAUGAGGUUUUACUUUGGUUAUUGGAGCUCACUCAUUUCAAUAAACUAUAGUUAAAAUUAACCACAGUUUGAGGCUUUGGGCAUAAGGUGAAACUGUAGGUAAUUGAAAAUGGAAACAAAAACUUUCGCUUUCAUAGCUGCACUAAAACAGGAGAGAUGAGUAGGAAGCAUGCAGCCCAAGGCUUGUUCCCAUAAUAAAUUCCACUUUACUGUUAAAUUCAACUACAGCCACAGUCUUUAAGAUGCUCUGUUAGUCCAAUAUAGUUUUCCCCAA